CGUGAUCGUGAUCGCCCGGGGACUGAGGUCUGACCCCAGCGCCGGGCCUUCUCGGCGCAGUCUUUUCACAAGGCAGCUCUUCGGGCUCUGACCCUUCGGUCACCGGCGGGUCUCUUCACCCUCUCCGGGUUAUCCCCGGAGCAUUGUCAGCCAUGCGGCUUCUCCCUGUGGCUUCAGGUGGGCCCGGGCGGGACAGUCUCCGCCUCCUGCCCGCCUGUAGCCCAGCGCCGCUGCUGCUUCUGCUGUUGAGCGGUUGCCUGGGGGCUCCUGGGCUGGCCGCAGGCUCUCGGAGGCCCAAUGUGGUGCUGCUCCUUACCGACGACCAGGACGAAGUGCUCGGCGGCAUGACACCAUUAAAGAAAACCAAGGCUCUUAUUGGAGAGAUGGGGAUGACUUUCUCCAGUGCCUAUGUGCCAAGUGCUCUUUGCUGCCCCAGCAGAGCCAGUAUCCUGACAGGGAAGUACCCACAUAAUCAUCAUGUUGUCAACAACACUUUGGAGGGAAACUGCAGCAGCACAUCUUGGCAGAAGACCCAGGAGCCAAAUACUUUCCCAGCAAUACUGAGGUCCAUGUGUGGUUACCAAACCUUUUUUGCAGGGAAAUAUUUAAAUGAGUAUGGAUCCCUGGAUGCAGGUGGUCUGGAACAUGUUCCUCUAGGUUGGAGUUACUGGUAUGCUUUGGAAAAGAAUUCUAAAUACUAUAAUUACACUCUCUCCAUCAAUGGGAAGGCACGGAAGCAUGGAGAAAACUACAGUGUGGACUACUUGACAGAUGUCCUGGCUAAUGUCUCCUUGGACUUCUUGGACUACAAGUCUAACUUUGAGCCAUUCUUCAUGAUGAUCUCCACACCAGCCCCUCAUUCACCUUGGACAGCUGCACCUCAGUACCAGAAGACUUUCCAGAAUGUCUUCGCACCAAGAAACAAGAAUUUCAACAUCCAUGGAAUGAACAAGCACUGGUUAAUUAGGCAAGCCAAGACACCAAUGACUAAUUCCUCAAUACAAUACUUAGAUAAUGCAUUUAGGAAAAGGUGGCAAACUCUGCUCUCAGUUGAUGACCUUGUGGAGAAACUGAUCAAGAGACUGGAAUUUACUGGGGAGCUCAACAACACAUAUAUCUUUUUUACCUCAGACAAUGGCUAUCACACAGGACAGUUUUCUUUGCCAAUAGACAAAAGACAGCUGUAUGAGUUUGAUAUCAAAGUUCCACUGUUGGUCCGAGGACCUGGAAUUAAACCAAAUCAGACAAGCAAGAUGCUUGUUGCCAACAUUGAUUUGGGUCCUACUAUUUUGGACAUCGCUGGCUAUAACCUGAAUAAGACACAGAUGGAUGGAAUGUCCUUGCUGCCCAUAUUGAGAGGUGGCAGUAAUUUGACUUGGAGAUCAGAUAUCCUGGUGGAAUAUCAAGGAGAAGGCCGCAAUGUCACUGACCCAACCUGUCCAUCCCUGAGUCCUGGAGUAUCUCAAUGUUUCCCAGACUGUAUCUGUGAAGAUGCUUAUAACAACACCUAUGCUUGUGUGAGGAUGAUGUCAGCACUGUGGAAUUUACAGUACUGUGAAUUUGAUGACCAGGAGACGUUUGUAGAAGUCUAUAAUCUGACUGCAGACCCAGACCAAAUCACUAACAUUGCUAAAAGUAUAGACCCAGAGCUUUUGGGAAAGAUGAACUAUCGGUUAAUGAUGUUACAGUCCUGUUCUGGACCAACCUGUCGUACUCCAGGGGUUUUUGACCCCGGAUACAGAUUUGACCCUCGUCUUAUGUUCAGCAAUCACGGCAGCAUCAGGACACGAAGGUUCUCAAAACGUCCUCUGUAGAGAUGGUGUGCAGCCUCCACAUUUGGAUUCUUGCACACCUCUUUCUGAUCAAGUGAGCAUAGUAGGUAUCUGUAGGUCAUCUUUGAGAACACACCUGGAAGAGCUUUGGACUGGCUCUAAGUCCUGUUUGAAAAGCAACCCAAUCAGCCGACUUCCUUGUGCAACUUAUUAAACUGUGAACUCUGCCCAUGAGUCAGGAGUGGCUUUCCUUGGUCCUUCCCUCAGAUGGUACCAAACACUCCUGAGGUCUUUGUUCCUGCCAUGUCCUUUCUGUUCUGGGACCGUAAUUUGAUUAUCCUUUGUGGUCAGAGUCUGAAUUUGUAAAUCCAUUCAGGUAAAUGGCAAUACUUUAGGACAAAACAAAAAAGAAAACUUGUUUUAUAGCCUGACCUAAAAGCAGAGGACUUGCAUAACAUUUUAGACUGAGCACCUCAAUGUCAGAAAUACUAGUAUCACAUGGCUUGAAUAACUGUCAGAGCUGAAUCAUCUGAUUAAGAACAAUUUCCACUGCUUUUAAGUAGAGAUGCAUUGUUUAUAAAAUCUAUCACAGUGUGAUAAAUUAAGGUGGCAAGUUCAAAACAUGUCAACCAAACUAUUCAUUUCUUUGGGAUUCUGUGCUGGUGCUGCACUAAGAGAGCAGGGAGCUCUGUAAGGCUAAUUCCAGGUAGCUCUUAAAGGUGACAGCUGUCUGCUUUCCAGUGGCUGCUAAUCCCACGGAGGGCCAGUCAGCACUAGCGGUAUUAAAGAACUGUCCCUUGUCUUGAGACUUCAUCGAUGCAGGCUGAGGGUACAUUACUGGGGAGAAGGAAUGGCCAAGGGCUGUGAAGGCCAUGUUUGCUGAGAGCCUAGUUAGGGCUCUUGGGUUGGCAGGUUAUAGGGUUGGACUUGUAUGAAGUGCCUGUCCUGCAGUGUCAGUGCCAUAUGAAGUUAUUUUGAUUGUCUGCAUUUUGCUGUCAUUCUCUUCAUUUAAGAUGUACAAAUUUCUUCUAGUUGAUGGCAAAGUAUCAACUACUUUAUCCCACCUUUUCCCUUUUCAGAUAGGUUCUUCUGAGUUUUUGGAGUCUUACACUGUAAUUAGGGCUCUAUUCAGUAGUCCCCCGUCAAGUGAGAUCUGUCUGAUUUUUCUGUUCAGCACGCCUGCAUUUUUGUUUCUUGGCUUGAAGACCAAUUCCAUUUCUAACAUUUUCUUCACAAGAAUGCUAAUUGGUGGUGCAGACAGCAGGGGAGAAUGUUGUGAUUUAUAACCUGUUCAACUCAGGCAAAAAGUGAUUUUAGCUUUAUUUAAGGCCUUCUGUCGAGCUUUAAGCACUUUGUAAGACAUGUAAUACAUGGCCACAAGUAUCUUUUCUAUCAGAAUUCAAGAUAGCCAUGUUGGUUUAAUAGCCAUUGGGUUUAUUAUCUUACCUCAUAUCUCCCCAGCAACUGUGAUUAUCUAGAGUUGAAAAGGCAGGUGAAAUGAACACCUCUGCUGUGAAUAUUUGAGAUGAUAAAAAAAAAAAAAAUGUAACUGAAAGCAAAACUACAAUGUUGAAUAUGGGUGUUGGUUUUACUCUCAACAUUUUUGGUCAACUUCAACAUUAAUGAAAGUUGGCCAUAGUUAUUCCAAAAUAAAAAGAAACCAUCUCUUACCAGGUCUUGGACUGUGACGUCAUAUUAUUCAGUUUUAUGGUGUUGGCUUUUAAAAGGAGGUGAAGUCAUGAGAAUGACCCAGGCCAGCUGCUGCUAGUAGUGUCUCUGCUACAGUGUUCUUACACUGAGCUCACAUAUUUGGGUGGUGGGAUGUGGUGAGGUUCUCUCUGUACCUCUUUUAGCUUUGGUGUCUUUCUUACCUAGUCUUUGAGUGAAGAGACCUCAGUUUAUAUCUUAACCGACUGCAAAAUGUACUGUUUUCAGAAUUUAUGUAUGAGGAACCCACUUGCAAAAGGUUCACUUUGUUCUUAAUUCUGCUGAUUGGGAUUUUAAUUAUUUUCCCUUUUAAGGUCAGGUCUUGGCCAGGGAUUUGGCUCAGUGGUUUCGCUGCCUGCUGCGCAAGUGCAAAGGCCCGAGUUUGAUCCCUGUUACGGGGGGGAAAAUAAAAAAAAAAAAGGUCAGGUCCGUGUCUUUUGGUGCCCUUCAAAAUAGAGGACCAUAAAUCAUUCAGAUGAACAGAGGCCUUAGGAAUGAAAAGAGAUUUUGCCUUACAAGAUUUCCUGUUCCCAAACUUUCCCUCACAUACAGUUUUAAAGAACACAUUUUAAGUAUCUUUGAGCUUGACAGACGGUGCUGUUGCAAACACAUUUUAAUUGAAAACACUAGGGUUUUUGUACAAAAUAAAUCAAAACCAUGAAAGUUACCUUAAUCUGUAAGAAAUGUUGUUUAUUUCCAAGUGUCUAAAUUAAGGAUUAAUGCUUUUUAAUGAAACAUAAGUUGCCCUAGAAUUCUUAUUAAGAGAAAGCAAGUUAUUUCAACUGACCCGCCAAUGGAAUUAGAUGAGUAUAUUUGCAUUCUUUGGUUUUUCCACCACUUGAUUCCCACCAAAUUGUGUAAAUUCCUGUGUUUGCAUCAUCUGUUACUAGAAGUUACUCUGCUCUGUCCUCUCAGUCAUUUCUCUUAGAAAGUGCCCUUCAAAGGAUCCUGUUCACUGCUGCACUUUUCAAUGAAUUAAAAUUUAUUUCUGUUCUAGUGA
Molecule: messenger RNA, 4479 nt
Organism: Heterocephalus glaber (naked mole-rat)
Lineage: Eukaryota; Metazoa; Chordata; Mammalia; Rodentia; Bathyergidae
Gene: Gns
Product: glucosamine (N-acetyl)-6-sulfatase
Biological process (GO): glycosaminoglycan metabolic process
Molecular function (GO): N-acetylglucosamine-6-sulfatase activity; glycosaminoglycan binding
Source: RefSeq, a predicted model, not a curated record